Psammomys obesus (fat sand rat) is the source of this 6262-nucleotide messenger RNA. RefSeq names its product DLG associated protein 1 (gene Dlgap1). Gene Ontology annotation, biological process: signaling. NCBI's taxonomy places the organism in Eukaryota, Metazoa, Chordata, Mammalia, Rodentia, Muridae. The transcript is spliced from 13 exons. Gene Ontology annotation, molecular function: molecular adaptor activity. The coding region runs from base 219 to 3197 and encodes 992 amino acids. The record is from RefSeq and is a predicted model, not a curated record. Gene Ontology annotation, cellular component: glutamatergic synapse; postsynaptic specialization.
UGGAAGCGUAAAAGAAAAAAAGAAACAUUUUUUUAAAAAAUGGAGGAGUGAUCGUCAAAGGUUACAUCUGCUCUGGGACCCGCUGUCACCUGAAGGCCCCUGUGUCUGCUCUAGAGAACUCCCGUUGAAUGACAAAGACGCUAAGAACAGUCUUUGCCCAAGACGGGUCUGGAACCUAACGGGGUUCCCAUGACCCCUGCGAUUGCUUCCAGUCAGCAAUGAAAGGGUUAUCAGGUAGCCGCAGCCACCACCAUGGAAUCACCUGCGAGUCGGCCUGUGACUCCCUGUCACACCACUCAGACCACAAGCCGUACCUGCUGAGCCCUGUGGACCACCACCCAGCCGAUCAUCCCUACUACACCCAGCGGAAUUCCUUCCAGGCCGAGUGCGUGGGGCCCUUCAGCGACCCGCUGGCCAGCAGCACCUUCCCACGCCGGCACUACACCUCACAGCAGGAGCUGAAGGACGAGAGUGCCCUGGUGCCACGAACCCUGGCCACCAAGGCCAAUCGCCUCCCCUCCAACCUGCUGGAUCAGUUUGAGAGGCAGCUACCGCUCAGCCGGGAUGGCUACCACACGCUCCAGUACAAGCGCACCGCCGUGGAGCAUCGCAGCGACAGCCCCGGCCGCAUCCGGCACCUGGUCCACUCGGUCCAGAAGCUCUUCACCAAGUCUCACUCCCUGGAGGGGCCAUCCAAAGGCAGCGUCAAUGGGGGCAAGGCCAGCCCCGAUGAGUCGCAAACCGUGAGGUACGGCAAGCGCAGCAAGAGCAAGGAGAGGCGUUCAGAGUCCAAGGCCAGAUCCAACGCCUCUAAUGCCUCCCCGACCUCUCCCAGCUGGUGGAGCUCGGACGACAACCUGGACGGCGACAUGUGCCUGUACCACACGCCCUCGGGCGUGAUGACCAUGGGCAGGUGCCCCGACCGCUCCGCUUCGCAGUACUUCAUGGAAGCCUACAAUACCAUCAGCGAGCAAGCCGUGAAGGCCUCCCGGAGUAGCAACGACGUCAAGUGCUCCACCUGCGCCAAUCUGCCAGUCAACCUGGACGCCCCGCUUCUGAAGAAGAGCGCCUGGUCCUCCACUCUCACCGUGAGCCGAGCCCGAGAGGUUUACCAGAAAGCCUCGGUGAACAUGGAUCAGGCCAUGGUGAAGUCUGAGGCCUGCCAGCAAGAGCGGUCCUGCCAGUACCUACAGGUUCCCCAAGAUGAAUGGACAGGGUACACGCCUCGUGGGAAGGACGAUGAGAUUCCAUGCCGGAGGAUGCGAAGCGGCAGCUACAUCAAGGCCAUGGGGGAUGAGGACAGCGGGGACUCAGACACGAGUCCCAAGCCAUCUCCCAAAAUGGCUGCCAGAAGAGAAAGCUAUCUCAAGGCUACACAACCAUCCCUCACAGAGCUCACCACACUCAAGAUCUCCAAUGAACACUCACCCAAACUCCAGAUCCGGAGUCACAGUUACCUGAGGGCAGUAAGUGAAGUCUCCAUCAACAGAAGCCUGGACAGUCUCGACCCUGCAGGCUUGCUCACAUCGCCAAAGUUUCGCUCCAGAAAUGAGAGCUACAUGCGAGCCAUGAGCACCAUCAGCCAGGUGAGCGAGAUGGAGGUGAACGGGCAGUUCGAGUCCGUCUGCGAGUCGGUGUUCAGCGAGCUGGAGUCGCAGGCCGUGGAGGCGCUGGACCUGCCCAUGCCCGGCUGCUUCCGCAUGCGGAGCCACAGCUACGUCCGGGCCAUCGAGAAGGGCUGCUCGCAGGACGACGAGUGCGUGUCGCUGAGGUCGUCCUCCCCUCCGCGCACGACCACCACGGUGCGGACCAUCCAGAGCAGCACCGGUGUCAUAAAACUGAGUUCUGCCGUGGAAGUGUCAUCUUGCAUUACCACAUAUAAGAAGACGCCACCUCCAGUCCCACCCAGAACCACCACGAAACCUUUCAUUUCUAUCACAGCCCAGAGUAGCACUGAGUCUGCGCAGGACGCAUACAUGGACGGACAGGGCCAGCGCGGAGACAUGAUCAGCCAGUCUGGCCUCAGCAACUCCACCGAAAGUCUGGACAGUAUGAAGGCCCUCACGGCUGCCAUCGAGGCGGCCAACGCCCAGAUCCACGGCCCCGCGAGUCAGCACAUGGGCAAUAAUGCCGCGGCUGUCACCACCACCACGACCAUAGCCACUGUCACCACCGAGGACAGGAAGAAAGACUUCAAGAAGAACCGAUGCCUCUCUAUCGGGAUCCAGGUGGACGAUGCCGAAGAGCCUGAGAAAACAGUGGAGAACAAGGCGUGCAGCAAGUUCCAGUCGGUGGGCGUGCAGGUGGAAGAGGAGAAGUGCUUCCGCAGAUUCACUCGGUCCAACAGCGUGACAACUGCAGUACAGGCCGACCUGGACUUCCAUGAUAACCUGGAAAAUUCUCUGGAGUCUAUAGAGGACAAUUCGUGUCCCGGCCCAAUGGCCAGACAGUUCUCCCGGGAUGCCAGCACCUCCACAGUCAGUAUCCAGGGUUCAGGAAACCACUAUCAUGCCUGCGCAGCCGACGAUGACUUUGACACGGAUUUUGACCCCUCUAUCCUGCCUCCUCCGGACCCCUGGAUUGACUCUGUCACAGAAGACCCUCUGGAGGCCGUUCAGAGGUCUGUGUGCCGCCGGGAUGGCCACUGGUUCCUGAAGCUUCUCCAGGCAGAGCGAGACCGCAUGGAGGGGUGGUGCCAGCAAAUGGAGAGAGAAGAGCGAGAGAACAACCUCCCGGAGGACAUUCUAGGGAAAAUCCGAACGGCGGUGGGCAGUGCCCAACUUCUCAUGGCGCAGAAAUUCUACCAGUUCAGAGAACUGUGUGAAGAGAACGUGAAUCCCAAUGCUCAUCCAAGACCCACUUCCCAGGAUUUGGCGGGGUUUUGGGACAUGCUGCAGUUGUCCAUAGAAAAUAUUAGUAUGAAAUUUGAUGAACUUCAUCAGUUAAAGGCCAAUAAUUGGAAACAGAUGGAUCCUCUUGACAAGAAGGAGCGAAGGGCCCCUCCUCCAGUGCCAAAGAAGCCGGCGAAGGGCCCCGCGCCGCUGAUCCGGGAGCGCUCGCUGGAGAGCUCGCAGCGCCAGGAGGCCCGCAAGCGCCUGAUGGCCGCCAAGCGCGCCGCGUCGGUCCGCCAGAACUCGGCCACCGAGAGCGCCGAGAGCAUCGAGAUCUACAUCCCCGAGGCGCAGACCCGGCUCUGAGCGCCGCCGAGGACCGGCCCGCCUCCCCGCCCCUCCGCCUCUCAGCUCCGCGGCCGUCCUGGCGCAGCCGUCCCCCAGACCGCCCCGCUUCCCGGACCACGCGGCCCAUCUUCUCCACCGAGCUUCGCCCCCCUGUCCUGAAGCCUCGCGCAGACAUCCAAACCCUUUCUUUUCUGGGCCAAGCAAACCCACUUGUGUAGAGACGACACCUGUAGGUCCCUCGCCCUCCUCAGUUCUCUCAAGCUAGCACGUCCCUAGAACUCAGCAAUAUAAAACCAUAGGGUAAUUCAGAAACCCAGUAUCACACAGGGUGACCCUUGGGGACUUACCGUCUUCCACGUGAAAGAAACGAGGGCUCCGACUCCCCUUUAUUUGCCCCAAACGGUUAUCUUUUACGAGCGGAGAGCGCUUUAUUUCUAAUCUCAGAAAUCACACCAUCUCACGGGGAUCAGUGGUGACUAAGAGAGAGGGGACCGAGCUGGCCUAGGGUUGGGGGCCUGGUGUGUAGGAGGGAAGGGCGAAGCGCGCAGGUACCCCGCAUCUGCGCCCUCGCGGCUGUACAAACUGCCUUGCUGGUACUUCAUCAAUCACAGCUUCAAACGUUUCAAUCAGCAGAAGAUUGUAAAUCCGAUCUUUCAGGGAAAUUAACCUAUUCUGAAAGGCAAUAAAAUGAAGAAAGCUAAGGGAAAGGAAACACCGGUGGCUUAAGAUCCUACAUAAGGAAUCUAUUUAUUAUUUAUCUUAUUAAGAAAAUUUAGGCCUGAAAUGUCUUAUCAACUUUUUCUUGUACUCUCUGUAUUAUAAUGUCACAGCAGUGGUUUUUAAACGGGAGGGGGAAUAAGGACCUGGUUCUGUUACCUUAGUGUCCAUCAGGGUAGGCCCACUUAGAAUUUCACACAGGAAGGCCAUUUCCAGAGGAGAGUUCGGGUUCUCCUGCCACCCCUUUGAAUGCCACCCAUCCAUCGAGCUUAGCCCAGCACUUCACACUUGAGGGGCGCUUUCUCCUACGGUCCUCCUCUCCAGUACAGGGUUCACGUGUUCCCCAGCACAGGAUUUUUUGCUCUAUGUCAAAUGAAUAAAAUAAAAGGUUUUCUACCCCAGUUGACAUGCUGCCUCGUUCCAAAGAGCUGUCGUUAUGAUCCUGGAGUUCCAGAUAGUGAGAGAAGUCAUUGGAUAUGCCGGGGUCAAGAGCUAAGAGGAGGGGGAAAAGUCGUCAUUGAAACCACUGACAGGAAUCCAAGCUUUUGGUUGGAUACAGGCUUGCUGCUGGCUUGCAGUUCAGUCGUGGUUGAUGGACUGUUCACUGGCAUCCUGCUGAAGUCUUAAACGCCCUUACUUGUAGCAGUUUAAACAUUCUGAACGUGGCGAUCUGAAAGGAUCAGCCUUUUAAUAUGUCAAGCUUGCAGCCUAAAUAAUUAGAAAUUUGCCAUAGAAAAAUGAAAGACUUAAAAGAAAAAAAAAUGCUUGCACCAGAAAUGCUUUUAAAAAAACACUCUCAUAGCCAGGUGCUAAUUUAAUUUUCUUUACAAAAUUAAGAGAAGCGAUGGGUUCUGGCAACCAGUAUUUUCAGACAUAUUCUAAAACCUCUAGAGAAUUUGCUACCUCUCAGAGCCAUUGAUGCUUUGAGUUACCUUUAUCCACAGGGCACAAAUGUUUACUGCUGUGGUUUACAAGAAAAGGGCUAUAACUUAUUCAAAACAACAACAACAACUUUUAACUAGGGCAGACAAAGGCAGCGCUUUGUCCAACUGGAGCAGAGAUUUUUGAGCUUUAAGAAUUUGCUAGUUUCAGAAAAAAAAAAAAUAUGCUUUUACUUUACCGAGUCGCAGCAGUGAAAGAUCACAUGACAUAGGCAGGAGUAACGCCAACCGACCGUCACCUUGGUAGCCCGUGGUCACAUUCAUCCAAGACUUGGAAUUCCCAGGAAGCAGCAUCCAUUCUAGAUCCGCUCUGACCCACUUUCACCACUCCAGCUCCCUGCCCUGAGGUAGGAGUGAGAUCAGUCUCUAACGUGAUUCCAGAUCCUUCUACAGUGUUUUCUUUGGGAACUGAUUUAGCCUAGGCUAUUUUAAAGAGAGAAGAGAGAAGGCCUAUUUAUCUUGUCUACGUGAAUGGCAUUUGUAUAUUCAUAAGCUAUUUUUGGUAAGAAUUUUAAAUCUUUUAGCUGAACGCCUGAAGGGCAUCACAGCCUUUGCCUUCCUGGAAAUCACAGUUCAACUGUACAAACACUUUAUAAAAAACAAAAAAACAAAAAAGCUAAUUAUUGAUCUUAGGACACAACCCCACACAAUACAGCGUGUUAUCUACUACUGGAACCCAGAAACUGAAUCUGUGAGCAUAACCUUUGUUGCAUUAUUCUUUUUGAUGUAAUUUGUAGAGAUGUUAUUUAGUUCAUAAUGAACAGUGUAUGUACCCUGAAAAUUACUUAUUUUGUUUAACUUUGGUAUAAAGGUGUUUGGGCAUUUUCUUGGGGUGGGGUGGGAGGGAAGAUCACAAAAGAAGUUUGUUUCCCUCAUCAAAAACAACAACAAAAAAAAUACGUUCAAAGAAAUUAAGUAUUUAUUAUAUUUUUUGCAGACGUUUCCAUACAAUUCACAUAACCUUUUUGUAAAGAGAGAUGAAGAAAUGGAUUAAAGAUUUUUAAUAUUUGAAAUGGUAAAUAGAACUAAUUUAUUUGUAAUAUAUUUCUGUUAUUUAUAGAUGUUCCCUUAAUGUUUUACUGUGCAGUACUGCUUUAAUUUAACCCUUAUCCUUGUGAAUUUACCAUUUCUUUUUUAAGAACAUGUCUAGAUGCAUAUUUUAAAUAACUGGAAUGUAAAUCAUUAGCAUAUCUGAAUUCCCUAAUGUAAUUUUUAAAAAUUAUUUUGGUUUGGGGAAAAAAAAAAGAUUCAUUUGAAAGCCUUCAGAUGGAGGGGUGGGGAAGAUUUUUAUGGCUUUCUGAAAUGGUAUUUCAUAGGCUUAUUAACCUAGACUGUGUGUGGACAAAAAUAAAAUAAAAUAACAACCUGUAAAUAGAUGAAUGUUUCCCAUAAUGUACAAAGAAGAAAUUAAUAAAAUAAUCAAUG